CAAGCCAAAAAAACUACGGAGUAGUCUAUACGACUGUCAUUAGUAAUCCGUUCAGUAGAAAUUAAUUAAUCGUUCAUAUCUGAAAUUAACAGCUCAAGAAUCCAAUACCUGCGAAGUCAAUCGCGUGAGUGCUUUAUCUCUGUAACCAUCUUUGUUCUUUGAUUUUGUUUCUCCAAACACAUUUUUCGAUCGUGUUAUUAUAGAUCUAAAGUUCUAAACAAAUGUACUCUGUCUGAUGUCUAGAUUGUCUUUGUUCGUUUAUGGUCUUAAAACGGUUUAGAUUUAAAAAUGUGCGUAGCUCUUCAGUUCGUUGAUUCCUUGAUAAAAAUAAGAAAAUACCAAGCUAGAUUUCAAUCAUACCCAAGUUAAUUACAUCAUAUAUAGUGCUCAGAAAGUUGCAGUUAUAGUGUGAAGAACUUAUUUAAGCCAUGGUAAAGGACACCGAAUACUAUGAUAUCUUGGGGGUAAGCGUAGAUGCCACACCUGCAGAUGUUAAGAAAGCGUACUAUAUCAAGGCAAGGGUAGUUCAUCCAGAUAAAAAUCAGGGGGAUCCACAAGCAGCUCAUAAAUUUCAGGUGCUUGGAGAGGCUUAUCAGAUCCUGAGUGACCCACAUAAACGUGAAACCUAUGACAAAUAUGGGAAAGAUGGAGUACAGCAGGACACAAUGGUGGACCCUGCAGCAGUUUUUGGAAUGCUAUUUGGGAGUGAUUUCUUUGAAGAUUAUGUAGGACAGUUUUUAUUGGCUUCUUUGUCAGUUGUUGAAGCUGAGGAGGAAUCCACUCCACCUGAGCUCCGCAAUAAGAAUGUUCAGGAAAAAUUGAAGGCUUUACAGAAGGAAAGAGAAGUGAAGCUUGUAACAAUUUUGAAAAAUCAUCUCCAUCCAUAUGUUGAAGGUCAUGCUGAUGAGUUUUUAAGCUGGGCAAAAUCCGAAGCAACCCGUCUCUCUCAAGCUGCUUUUGGUGAAGCUAUGUUACAUACUAUUGGUUACAUUUACACAAGGCAAGCUGCCAAAGAGAUUGGAAAAGACAUACGUUUCAUGAAGGUGCCAUUUUUAGCAGAAUGGGUACGCGAUAAAGGACACCGCAUAAAGUCACAAGUUGGUGCUGCUUCAGGCGCCAUCUCUUUGCUUCAAAUACAAGAGGAAGUGAGGAAGUCGAGUGAGGGAGAGGUUAAAGAAGAAAGUGUAAUCAAAACUCUAGAGGAGAAGAAAGAUGCCAUGCUUAAUUCCCUUUGGCAGAUUAAUGUUGUUGAUAUUGAAACUACCCUGUCUCACGUUUGUCAAGCAGUUCUAAAAGAUCCUACUGCCACAAAGGAUGUUCUGAAGCUGCGGGCCAAGGCAAUGAAGAAGUUGGGAACAAUUUUCCAAGGUGCAAAGGCAAAUUGUGCUAGAGAAAGCAGCCUUCGUCACGAAACCACCGAUAUUGUAGAUGUCAAUUCAUCCUCAUCCUCAAAGUGAGGAUUGUAUUUUUUUUUAGGGUGUAUCAGUUUUUUUUUUUUCAUGCAAGCUGUAAUUGUAUGCAGCUCUUAAUGCUUCAUAUUUAUGUUAUAUGUACAUGAUCAAUGUUAAUUAGUUGCUGUGACAUGCCAGAAUACCUCGUUGAUUCAGUGUUUAAUUUCAAUGUGGUUGCUUUAUAUAUGGAGUUUGUAAUAAUGUCUCAAUUGGACUGGACGCCUGGUAAAUGGUUCUGCA
This is a messenger RNA of Cuscuta epithymum, 1691 nucleotides long. The record is from the annotation of a GenBank genome assembly. Lineage: Eukaryota; Viridiplantae; Streptophyta; Magnoliopsida; Solanales; Convolvulaceae.